Molecule: messenger RNA, 2016 nt
Organism: Papaver somniferum (opium poppy)
Lineage: Eukaryota; Viridiplantae; Streptophyta; Magnoliopsida; Ranunculales; Papaveraceae
Product: probable methyltransferase PMT26
Exons: 8
Coding region: 1-2016 (671 amino acids)
Cellular component (GO): cytoplasm; endosome; trans-Golgi network
Molecular function (GO): methyltransferase activity
Source: RefSeq, a predicted model, not a curated record
AUGGGUAUUGGAAGAGGUCCAAGAGCUGAUGUGAGGAGUUCAAUGGCUGUUAUUGUUGUCCUUGUUGCUCUCAGCUUAGUUGGUGGUUGGAUGAUGACAUCUUCGUCAAUUGUUCCUCUGCAAAAUACAGAAUUUUCUAGGGAUGGGGAGGUAGAUACUGUCAAUAAACCUAAUUCUACACAAUUUGAAGAUAAUUCAGCAGUCGUACAUGAAGAUGCGAAAAAGGGAGAUUCGAAGCAGAUCUCACCUCAGGAUUUAACAUCUCAGAAAUCUGAGGGGAGUGGAGGUAAUAAGGUUCCCGAUGCAGCUCAGCACCAGUCUACCACACAAGAUGGGGCAUUUUCUACUCAAAGUUCAGAGUCAAAGAAUGAAAAGGAAUAUUCUGUUACAAAAGAUGAGAGUGCUUAUGAGUAUAAAUGGAAACUUUGUAACGUCACCGCCGGGCCAGAUUAUAUACCUUGCCUAGAUAAUAUAUAUGCUGUUACACAUCUUCAAAGUACUAUACACUAUGAACAUAGAGAAAGGCACUGCCCUGAAGAGCCACCAACUUGUCUGGUUCAUCUGCCUCAAGGAUAUAAAAAAUCUAUUAAGUGGCCUAAAAGCAGGAAUAAGAUAUGGUAUUCCAAUGUUCCCCACACUAAGCUUGCAGAAAUAAAGGGGCAUCAAAAUUGGGUUAAAGUUAGUGGAGAGUACCUAACAUUUCCUGGUGGUGGAACUCAGUUUAUGCAGGGCGCCUUGCCUUAUGUUGAAUUUAUCGAAAAAGAGUUGGCUGAUAUAUCAUGGGGAAGGAAGAGCCGUGUGGUAUUGGAUGUUGGAUGUGGGGUAGCCAGUUUUGGUGCAUCUCUCUUUGACAAAGAUGUUCUUACGAUGUCAUUUGCUCCAAAGGAUGAGCAUGAGGCCCAAAUUCAGUUUGCACUUGAAAGGGGUCUCCCAGCUCUAUCAGCCGUGAUGGGCACAACAAGACUCCCUUUCCCUGGUGGAGUGUUUGAUCUUAUCCAUUGUGCUCGUUGCAGGGUUCCAUGGCAUAUCGAGGGUGGUAAACUUCUCUUAGAAUUGAACCGUAUUCUGAGACCUGGUGGAUACUUUGUCUGGUCAGCUACUCCUGUUUAUCGGAAAGAAGCCGAAGACUUUGGGAUCUGGAAAGCUAUGUCUGCACUAACAAAGCAGAUGUGCUGGGAUUUGCUGAUAGUUAAAAAGGAUUCAUUCAAUGGUGUUGGGGUUGCAAUAUAUAGGAAGCCUUUAUCCAACGAAUGCUAUGAAAAAAGACCAGAAGAUGACCCACCUCUAUGUAAAGAAUCUGAUGAUCCAAAUGCUGCCUGGAACAUUACACUGAAAUCAUGUAUGCACAAGUUGCCAAUAGAAGCAUCAGAGCGUGGGUCUCAGUGGCCAGAUCAGUGGCCGUUGAGGUUGGAAAAGCCACCUUACUGGUUGAAUGGUGCGGGACUUGGAGUCUAUGGAAAAGCAUCCCCAGAGGAUUUCAUCGCGGACCACGAACACUGGAAACGUGUUGUCACAAAUUCUUAUCUACACGAAAUGGGAGUUAGCUGGUCUGACGUGAGAAAUGUCAUGGAUAUGAGAUCAGUUUAUGGAGGUUUUGCUGCUGCGCUCAAGGAUUUGAAUGUGUGGGUAAUGAAUGUGGUUACGAUAGAUUCACCAGACACACUCCCCAUAAUAUAUGAACGGGGUCUAUUUGGUAUCUAUCAUGACUGGUGUGAAUCCUUUAGCACCUAUCCUAGGUCCUAUGACCUUCUUCAUGCUGAUCAUCUUUUCUCUAAGCUCAAACUCAGGUGCAGCUUAGUAGCCGUGAUAGCAGAAGUUGAUAGGAUAUUAAGGCCAGACGGAAAAUUGAUAGUGCGUGACAAAGUUGAGAUUAUCAAGGAGCUGAUGCAAAUGGCAGAGUCUUUGCAAUGGGAAAUUCGCUUAACCAACAACAAGGAAAAUGAAGGAUUGUUGUGUCUUCAGAAAACUACCUGGCGGCCAAAAGUGGUAGAAACAAUUGCCUUAGCCACUGCUUAA